AUGUUAAGUAGUUCCGACUUCGAACAGGAGGAAGUAGGAAGUAGUAAAGGUGAGUUUCAAGGUUUACUUAAUAAAAGUAAUGAUAAUAUUGUAAAAAAUGGAGAUGAUGUAAAUGGUGUUAAUAGUACAAAUAAUAAUAAUAAUAAUAAUAACAAUAAUAAUAAUAAUAAUAAUAAUAAUACUAGUGGUGGUGUAAGUGGUAUAAUUAGUAGUCUUAUUCAACAUGGAUCAAAUUUAUUAAAUUCCCCUUCCAAUGAAAAUGAAAAAGAGAAAGAAAAAUAUUUAAAUAGUAAUGAUACAAAUAGUAAUAAUACAGAUAUUAAUAAUAAUAAUAAUAAUAAUAAUAAUAAUAAUAAUAAUAAUAAUAAUAAUAAUAAUAAUAAUAAUAAUAAUAAUAAUAAUAAUAAUAAUAAUAAUAAUAAUAAUAAUAAUAAUAAUAAUAAUAAUAUAAAAGUUAAAUCAACUAAAAAAGCAUUAUAUAAAUUGGAAGAAGAGGAAGAAACAAAUAGUAGUGGAGGUGAGCAAUCUUCAUUAAAUAAUAUUAUCCUCAACAAUAACAGCAGCAACAAUAAUAAUAAUAAUAAUAACAAUAAUGAAAAUAGUAGUAAUAAUAAUAAAAUUAGUGAAAAAAAGAAAACAACAUCAUUUUUAAAAAAUAAAAAUCUUGAAAAUGGUAUUGGUGAUAGUUGUGGUGAUGAUUAUGAUGAUAAUGAAGAUGGUGUACCAUUACCAUUAUUAAAUAGUAUUAAUAAUAGUACUAAAUAUGAUGAUGAAAAUAGUUUAAAGGUUGAUAGUAUGGAUACCUGUAAGAAUGCUGACCAUUUACAUUAUUCAGCACAUGAAGAGAAAACUCACAAUAACUAUCAGCUAUCUACCUAUGAUAAAAUCCCUCCCUACCUACAGGGUAAUGAAUUCAUUGCCACGGGGUACAGAGUGAACUUUUCUUAUAAACUUUGCUUAAAAAGCAUAUUUAGAUUACAUAAUGAAACUUUAAAUAUUUGGACUCAUUUAUUAGGUACAAUUUUAUUUUUAAUAUUAAUGAUUUAUACAUUAACAUCAAGAUUAAGAGAAGAUGCAACAUCAGUUGAUAAAUUUGUAUUUUGUAUGUUUUUUAUUUGUGCACAAGCACAAAUGUUAUUUUCAGCGACUUUUCAUACAUUUUGUUCGGUAAGUGGUAAAGUUUAUUUAUGGAUGGCAAGACUUGAUUAUACUGGUAUUAGUUUGAUGAUAGUUGGUUCUCAUUAUCCGCCAAUUUAUUAUCUAUUUGAAAAAUGUCAUCCAACAUCUGGAUUAUUCUAUUUGAUAUUGAUUAGUUGUAUGGGUGUGGUUGGUGUAAUCGUUGGUAUGAUACCAAUCUUUCAAACUUACUCAUUUCGUACAUUUAGAACUGUGUUCUUUGUAGUGUUUGGGUUAUUCAUUCUAAUUCCAUUACCACAAAUUUGUGCACAAAUGGGAUUCUCUUUUAUUUGGCCAAUUUUGGGAAGAUUGAUUAUUAUGGGUAGUCUUUAUAUUUUCGGUGCUGUCAUUUAUGCAACUAGAUAUCCAGAAUGUUGUUGUCGUCCAGGUUCUUUAGAUAAAGGUUUUUCAUCACAUGUAAUUUGGCAUUGUUUUGUUGUUGCUGGUGCUAUAAUGUCUUUCUUUAAUUGUCUUUAUGCUUAUGAUCAUUAUUCUGGUCCAAACGCUUCUGAAUGUCCGUUAUAA
Dictyostelium discoideum AX4 is the source of this 1701-nucleotide messenger RNA. RefSeq lists its product as hypothetical. The record is from RefSeq and is a predicted model, not a curated record. Lineage: Eukaryota; Evosea; Eumycetozoa; Dictyosteliales; Dictyosteliaceae. The transcript has 2 exons. Gene Ontology annotation, cellular component: membrane. Bases 1 to 1701 code for a protein of 566 amino acids.